Aspergillus tanneri is the source of this 792-nucleotide messenger RNA. Its product is annotated as DUF4112 domain-containing protein. The transcript is spliced from 3 exons. NCBI's taxonomy places the organism in Eukaryota, Fungi, Ascomycota, Eurotiomycetes, Eurotiales, Aspergillaceae. Bases 1 to 792 code for a protein of 263 amino acids. The record is from RefSeq and is a predicted model, not a curated record.
AUGUCAGGUCCACUGAUAUCUCUAGUGGGGAAGAGGAUUCUGGCUGAAUCCGCGAGGAAUCAUUUUGGUCAAGAGGACCCAUACUUUGAAAAAGUUCCCGCGUCACGUCUAUCCCGCGCUUUUGGUAAAAAGACGCAAAAGCGUCGCAAAGCCGCUCCACCCGGUCUAUCCAAAAACGAUGAGAAAGUUUUGACUCAGGUUAAGCGUCGAGCCUAUAGACUAGAUUUAUGUUUAUUCAGCUUGUGUGGCCUCCGGUUCGGUUGGAGUAGUAUGAUUGCCAUAAUUCCCUUUGCUGGGGAUAUAGCUGACACCCUACUCGCGAUGAUGGUCGUGAAUACCUGCGAAAAGGUCGAUGGCGGACUUCCCACACGGCUCAGGAUGAAGAUGACCGUCAACGUUCUCAUCGAUUUUGUUAUUGGUCUGGUGCCAUUUGUAGGAGACGUCGCCGAUGCUAUGUACAAAUGUAAUACGAGAAAUGCCAUAAUCUUGGAGAAGCAUCUCAGGGAAAAAGGAUCCCGGGUGCUUGCCAGGCAGCAAAGAGAACAAGAUAAUGUCGAGGUAGAUAUGAGUCUGCCAGAGGAGUUUGACAGAUACGACGAGACUGUGGAUGACGCUGGUCUAUCCAGACACGGAAGCGGGCCACAGCGCAAGAAAACCCAACCCCCAGCCAAGCUCCAAGCGGCGAAGCAUCCGCAGAGACAUCGACAGCAACGUGGAUGGUUUGGCGGGUCAGCUCGUCCGGACGAUGACCUAGAAACGGGUACGGUUGGCAACACCAGAAGUACUAGAUGA